Messenger RNA from Ectocarpus sp. CCAP 1310/34, 2262 nucleotides. Lineage: Eukaryota; Phaeophyceae; Ectocarpales; Ectocarpaceae. The record is from the annotation of a GenBank genome assembly.
UCGGUCACUCAAACACACGCUGCCGAUCGACCGGGACAGGCUCGUCACAGUAAGUAUAUCGGCACCCAAGUCAGCAUGAGCAGAAAGCGAGAGAGGGACGGCGGCGACGGUGACACGUUCCAGCAAGACAGCAGUGGCGCAGAAUCGCUCCUGUUUGAAAUCGCUCCGCCUCCGGAAGACAGGACGACCAAGCGCAGCAAGAGCAGUGCUUCAGACGCCCCUCUGCUGCCGCAAGAGUCUGCGGGCAGUGCCGGCGAUGGCAACAACAAUACAACAAGCACAGCAGAGCCGAGCAAGUAUCACCCCGCAGCCAUCGCACCGUCGUCCACUCUCCGGCAAUGCGACGGCUUGAAUGUCGUGAAGAACAAGGCGCGAGGACGAGGGCGGCAGCUCAUGGUACUGCCCGGCGUGCUCGGCCUGGGUAACGGCAGUACCGGCGGCAAACUUGGGACGCUGAACAACGCCGCACCGGCGAACCCCGUGCUGUACGUGGAAUUUCCCGAGGGUCGGCUGAAGUGCACGGGGCGCAUGGUGCACGCCAAGGGAAGGUUCUUCACGCUGUACGCGGACAAGGCUGCCGGCCGCGCUACCCGCAUGGACUGCCGCGACGUGUUCGACUCCGCCGUGUUCUUCAGCAAGGCUUGCUGGGUGGGAAAGAAGGAAGACAAUCCGUCCGAGGAACCCCUUCCCCUGCCCGAGUCGCUGCAGACCCUUCGAGGAGAGGAUGAACAGGCCCCAGGCAGUGGCGGCGACGACGGUGACGCCACCGGCGGGGGUGACGCCGCGCAGAAGCUCACGGCCGCCGACUUCAAGACACACUUCGGCGGUGGGAACCCGGCAUCUCUCAUGUCGGGAGACUCGGAAAGCAAAGCCUCCGCGGGCAACGGCGCGGGGAACGGGGAGCGGGGUGGCGGCGGCAGCGGCGGAGAGGAAGGGAUCUCGGCCGCGGGGGCGGAGGGAGCGACGAAGACGGUCGGCCGACGCACCAGUAGCCGUUCCACCAAGAGCACCAAGACGUACGUAGAGGAAGACUCGAGUGACGGCGAGCUUGAGGACGGGGGCGGCAGCAGCAGCAGCGGCGGCAGCGGUGACGAAGGGGCUAGAGGAGGGAGAGGAGGGGCGGACGAUGGAGACGAGGACGUCGUUGCCGUUGAGGGAGGAAGCAGUGGUAGCAGCAAGGACGGCGGUGGUGGCAGCGGCAGCGGUAGCGGUAGCGGUGCCGGAGGGGUGGAAGCGUUCUCUAUCCUCAACUCGCCGGCCACGGCGAAGAGGAAGCCGGUCACGGUGGGCUCCGGCAAGGAGAAGAAGAGCGCACCGGCCUCGAGCAAGAAGAGAAAGGCCGCCGCCGCCGGCGCUAAAGGGAAAGGCCGCCGCCGAGCGCUGGCCAGCUCCGGGUCUUCGUCAUCAUCGAGCGAUGACGAUAAGGGUGGAAGCGGAGAAGAGAACGGGAAUUCCGGUGAGGAGUCUCCUGCUUCGGGGGAGGACGUGGCGGCGGCGGCGGUGAGAUCAGGUCCCGCGAGAAGGAGCAGCCGGUCUAGUGCCGCGUCACGGGUUAAGUACACCCAGAGCAGCAGCGGUUCCGAGGAGGAGGAUGAAGAGGAAGAGGAAGAGGAGGAGGAAGGAGGUGAUGGUGAUGAUGAUGAUGAUGAUGAGUUCGAGCCGUAGACUUGUUUUGCGAGGAAAGGGGUCGUGUGUGCCUUCGACGUAUUCCCUUUUCGCGGGGGAAGGAUGCCCUCGCGACAUCAUCGAAUUCUUGCUUGCCUGCGGUCGGAUCAAAGUUGAGUGUGAUGGGGUUUUGGCGGGCGAACGCCGUGUGUUCCUGCUGUUGUUGCGUCGGAUCAAGUUGAGCGUGUCACUGAUAAGGCUUUUCGGUGGCAAACGCGUUGUGCUCCUUUUGUUGGGUCGUUUCCUGGCUCUGGAGAUGGGGAAGGUUUUCUCUUCCUUGGUAAACAUGUGGAGUGUUGAACGUCGGUGGUUGGAAUUGGGUGUUUCCGGGCGACUGCUGCUGUCGUUGUUGCUGUUGUUUGCUGCUGACGGCCUUCGGCACAAUAUGGCGUUUUACGUGUUCGCUGUAUGCGAGAAAAAGUUGGGGCUAUUUUCUCCGACGUGGUGCGGGAGAGGCUUUUGUUGCCCCAGUUACUAGACUGCUGAGGGUAGCCAUCAGGCAGUGCGAAGUGACGUGAUGGAUGAAAAAGAACUCGUUAAGCACCGGAUUGGAUAGAUGGGAGACGCGGCUGUGACACCCAGGGUAAAUAUUGGAGC